AUGACUGUUUCUCAAGUACCAGAUAGGUUUCAAGGAUUUGCUGUAAAAAGUGCAGAAAAUUGGGAUCAUCCAAAAUUAAUCUCAUAUUAUAGAAAGAAGAUAAACGAUCAUGAUGUCGUAAUAAAAAACGAAACUUGUGGUCUUUGUUACUCGGAUAUUCAUAGUAUCCAAGCUGCAUGGGGUCCUAUUACAAUUAAGCAAGCUCUGACUAAACCUAAGGGUGAUUCAAUCAAAACUGAUUCAAAAAAUGAACCGACCACCUCCAACGAAGGUUCAGAUGACUCCAAGAACGAUGAUUAUGGGCUCGUAGUUGGUCAUGAAAUUGCGGGUGUUGUUAUCGCCGUCGGAAGUAAAGUGAAAGAUUUUAAAGUUGGUGAUAGAGCUGGAAUUGGUGCUUGUUCAUCAUCUUGUUUAGAUUGUAACAGAUGUAAAAACAAUAACGAGCAAUAUUGUAAUGAAGCAGUAUCUACCUACAAUUCCAAAGAUCCAAAAGCAGAUGAUUACGUUACACAAGGUGGUUAUUCAUCACAUUCAAUAGCACAAGAUCAAUUUGUUUUCCACAUUCCAGAUAAUUUAGAAUUUAAAUAUGCUUCACCAUUAUUUUGUGCUGGUAUUACUGUGUUUUCACCAAUAGUUAGAAACUUACAAUUAUUAGAUGUUGAAAACUUAGAAGACCCAACUACUACCACAAAACAUCAAUUAAAAUCAGCAAAGGGUAAAACUGUUGGAAUUAUUGGAAUUGGUGGAUUAGGUCAUUUAGCUGUCCAAUUUGCAAGUGCAUUAGGUGCAAAAGUAGUUGUAUUUUCAAGAUCAAAUAGUAAAAAAGAUCAAGCUUUUGAAUUAGGUGCUUCUGAAUUUGUAGCUACACAAGAAGAUGAAAAUUGGAAUAAAAAAUAUGAUGAUACUUUUGAUUUAAUUUUAAAUUGUGGAUCAGGUUCAGAUUUUGAAUUACCUAAAUAUUUAUCAACUUUAAAAGUUAAUAAGAAUUUUGUAAGUGUUGGUUUACCACCAAGUAGUGAAAAAUUCGAAGUUAGUCCUUUCACAUUUUUAAAACAUGGUGCUUCAUUUGGUUCAAGUUUAUUAGGUUCUAAAAUUGAAGUUGAAGAAAUGUUGAAAUUAGCUGGUGAACAUAAUAUUAAACCAUGGAUUGAAGAAGUCCCAAUUAGUGAAGAAAAUGUCCAUAAGGCUUUGAAAAGAUGUGUAGAUGGUGAUGUUAGAUAUAGAUUUGUUUUUACUGAAUUUGAUAAAACUUUCGGUGGUAUUGAAAAAGAUUAA
Messenger RNA from Lodderomyces jiufengensis, 1275 nucleotides. Its product is annotated as NADP-dependent alcohol dehydrogenase. The transcript has a single exon. Gene Ontology annotation, biological process: alcohol metabolic process. Bases 1 to 1275 code for a protein of 424 amino acids. Gene Ontology annotation, molecular function: zinc ion binding; alcohol dehydrogenase (NADP+) activity. NCBI's taxonomy places the organism in Eukaryota, Fungi, Ascomycota, Pichiomycetes, Serinales, Debaryomycetaceae. The record is from RefSeq and is a predicted model, not a curated record.